AUGCUGCCAAAAAAGGCAAAACGUCGAAAACGCGACCAGCACACGGAGCGAUCCGAGGAAGUUAUCGCCAGCAAUAACGCCGAUGCUACUCCGCCUUUUCCGAAAAUAUUGUAUUUGGAUGAGGAGGGAGUGCAGGCUUGGGCCAAAGGGCAGUCGGAGCAAAAUAUUGAAGCCCUUUGUUGUAUCCUCAAUAGCUUAUGUGAUCUCCUCAGCUACCGAUGCAAUGAAUCCAUGAGACGGAGUAUUCUUUUGGAAUUCUUGAAAUGCAUGUCGUUACAUGGUGUUACCUUCCACUAUAUUCUCGAUUCACGUGCUAGCAUGUUUCUGGCCAGAGAAGAGUACAACGGGAAAUAUCCAGCUACAAAUGAUAUCAACCAAUUUUUCCAUAGCUUAUCUGCUCUUGAAUACGGUCUUCGCGCAGCUAUCUGGUCAUUUCACAACGUUCAAAUGGGCAUUCUAGCUCUCCACUCAUCAUCACCUUUGUAA
Messenger RNA from Strongylus vulgaris, 486 nucleotides. The record is from the annotation of a GenBank genome assembly. Lineage: Eukaryota; Metazoa; Nematoda; Chromadorea; Rhabditida; Strongylidae.